CAUCUAAGGUAUUUAUAUUUCAYAUAAUAUAAAUGCUUAUUUAAGGAACAAUUAUCCAUUUUCCCAAAGCUACUAGUGAAAUAUUUUAAUAGUUGGAAGUAAUGUUUACUCAUUUCCGGUGCGAAGUACACCAGAAAUUCAGGUGUGACACAGGUGAAGCAACCGAAACCCGCACAUUGACGGGUUGUUUCGUGUCGUUCCUUGUAUUUAAUCUUAACUUUGACUUUAAGAUUAUUUUCAAUCCUGUCCACACUGGUUUUAGCGAAGUGAAAGUAAAUUGUGCCAUCGAGUUAAACAACCACCUGCAAUUUGGUAGUGUUCCAGAAAUGAGUCUUUGGUGUCUCAUCGUCUGCUUCUCUCUUACUUGCUGUCUGGUUUCUGGGCAAGAUACAACAUAUAAACUGGUUGGCGAUACAACAUAUAAACUGGUUGGCGAGAAAGUCGACUUCCCAGGCUUCAGCAACGAAGAAGCCCCUACUGACAUUCUGUGGAAGCGUAUAGAAAGACACAAUGUACACAAAGUGGUGCAUUUUGAUGGCAGCGAAGAAAAAUCCUUUGGGUCAUUUGAAGACCGGGUCACUCUUGACUGGUAUUCUGCAGAUCUGUCCAUCAGCAACCUGAGAUAUGAAGACAGCGGAUUUUAUGACCUGGAAAUAUUAACUAACAACCAACAUAAGACCAGAAGACAUGAACUGAUAGUCAUUGACAAAGUCACCAAGCCUACCAUAUCCUGUGAAAUAAACAAUCCAGGCACCUCUGAGUCAGCAGGGAAUGCRUCUCUGCUCUGCUCUUUACCAUCCCAUCARUCCUCACUGGAGUUUCAGUGGAGCACAAAUGGACAGAUUAAUCUUGGACACGUGUUGAAGAUUUCCCUUGGAGGGGAACUUGAUGAUCGUCAGUACAGCUGUACUGUAAAGAACCYACUCACUCAAGAAUCAGCAGUGUUCACUGCUAAGGACUGCUACCCUGUGCCAAAGGCUCAAGCCGGACUGAUUGCUGGWSUUGUUGCUCUUGCUGUUGUUCUACUGCUGAUUCUACUGGUGUUGCUCUUCUUUUACCUUAAAARAGUACGCCCAAAUCAUGAGAAGUCUGAUAUGGAAAGUCACUCGAAGCCUGGAUAUCCAAAAGCAGCAUCUGGAAGUGACGAAACCCGGGUUCUUCUGGACAGAGCACCUACAUUUCCCUCUAAACAUUCUCUUGGACACCUAAACCAAAGAAAUAACACCCUGUUGAAUCCUCYCCAUAAGGAUGAGGCUCAUAUGAACGAGCUGAGGGAAAGCAUUCGCCAACGUUCAUCCUCAGAACGGCGCAAGAUGUUUGAGAAGGAGAAUGGGAAAGCUAAUGAAGCUGAGCCCAGAGACAUUGUGGAGGAAGAAGUCUUGGAGAACAACCCUUCAGAUUCUGAUUCUAUGAAUCCUGAACUUUCAGCUUCGUCAUCUGAUAUACAAAAAGCGACUGAAAAUACAAACCCAGAAGUGAUCAAGAUGCAAGGUUUAGACGACCCUGCUGAUUCUGGGAAUCCAAAUGAGGAGUCAAAUGAUCAGAGUUUAAGUGAAAAACCUGAAGGCAGUGGAUUUUCAUCUCCUCCUGCGGUGUCACCCAAUCCUGAUCAUCCUUGUUCAGAUGAUGAAAGAGCAGGGGAUGAAGAGAAACUUCCAGACAUUUUGGAGAAUAAUUUUGUAGAUGCAGAUGAAACUACGGAUGCUUUACCUGAGAACAGUGAGGAUGAGGAUAACAAAGCUUCACAUCCUCCUGCAGUGCCUCCGAAAUCAAACAUUGUUCAGAAUUUCUUUGCACUAAAAAAAGUGCYUGAAAAUACAAAUCUGGAAGUUAACAAGAAUCAAGUUUUAGAUGACCCUGCUGAUUCUGGAAAUCCAAAUGAUCAGAAGAAUCCAUAUGGUUUGCCGGUUAAAGAACGGCGCUCGUUCUUUGAGAAGGAGGAUGGAAAAGCUAAUGAAGCUGAGCCCAGAGACAUUGUGGAGGAAGAAGUCUUGGAGAACAACCCUUCAGAUUCUGAUUCUAUGAAUCCUGAACUAACAGCUAUGUCAUCAGAAAAUAAUUCGGGGUCAAAGAAAGAGGAGAUUGAGUUUGAAAAAUCAACCCCUGAAAAUGAUGUUCAGCCACCGCCUGUUGCCAGGGAGAGUUCUCCUUUGAGCGAAAACUCUCCAGAGAGUUCACCAGAGGCUGAACGUAAACAAGACAUCAACUCAGAUGAGUGCGCAAAGGCAAGUAAUGGAGAAUCUUCAUCAUCCUCAGAAGAAUCAGAAAACGAGGAGCAAGCUCCACCCGCUUCCACUGCCAAAGAGACUGAUUCAGAAACGACAGUGGAUGAGCAAAAGCCUCUCUGAAACAGAAUCUGAAAUGGAGACCCUGCAAAAGUGACCAACACCACCCAAACUAAGACGGCACAUAUCCGUCUCCCCUUCCUCACAGAACAAACUCAAGACCAAGAAAUAGACACUAAGCAGCAAUGCAAAGACUUUUGGGAGUAGCCUGAUCUAGAAAAUACAGUCUCGGAGGAAGAAGAAAAGAGCAAGAUCAGACGUAGCGCUAUAAUCUGCUGAAGGCGAAGAUUAACCUACACAGACAAAAAUAUAAAAUAAGAGCUUCAGUGAGAAUAAAGAUGGGCUGUUGAAACUGUUGAAGCUCCACAUUAUCUGCUGCCUCUCAGGCAACAUGACAAAUGGACACAAUUCCAAGAGAAACCAACGAAUAAAGAAGACAGAUGGAAAGGAGUAAAGACCAAGAUAAAAAGUAACAAGGAGUUUUGUUCUGAGAUAGUCAAGUUGAAAUAUUAUGUGAUAAGCUGAAGAAAGAUGGGUGCUCUAUCUUUUUCUAAACAUGGACUCGCAUUGACAAGUAUCAACCACAAGCUACGCAGUAUGUUUUGAGGAAUUUUUAGUCAUGGAUCAAGACAAAGUGCACAAUUUCUUAAUCAGAAGGAAAACAAUACAAAGUCUUUUUUUUUUUUUUUCGAGAAUGAAAAAUUUAAUGUGCAGCGUGCAUACAACUUCAUCCCCCUGAUGAUAUAGUUUUAUAGAAUCAUCUUUUGCUUUGUGCAGCUGUACACUAAAAUGUUUCUCAUUCUGGUUUUCAAAAGCACAAGCUAAUUCAGUUUCAAUGGAGAGUAUUUAUGAAGAUACAUAUUUAAGUCUUCUUAAUAACAUUUAGGUUGAUUCCACUAUAACGUCCUGUUGGCAGAUGAACCUGCCCCAUUGUCCAGCCCUUCACGUCCUCUACCAGGUUUAUUUUCAUUUAUUUUCCCAAUAACUUGAGCAGCAUCUUGUCUUGUAAAAAGUUUCCACAAAAGCCUAUUCAGGGGGUAGUGUUUUUUGCUUUAAAAAUUCAAAUUGCAGCAUGCAAGUUAACAAUAGCUAAUGUAAAGUUAUUGAUUGUACACAUGAUAAUAUAAAAUUUAUGGUUGUAAAUGCUAUACUUCCUGUAGUUCUACACACACUUCAGGAAAUGUAUAUAUUUUUGUACAUUUAAAAUCUUUUCACUGAUGAUUACACUUUGUACUGUCUUUACAUCUGAAUCUUGAAUUACAAGGUUUACGCUUGUAUCUAGUUUAAUUUGUUUUUCAGACAUUCAGAAAACUAUAAACUUGAUAAUACCUUAUAAAGUGUUGUAUUUAUAAUACAAUGCAACAAUUAGGCAUAACAUCUAAAGUCUAGUAUGGACAUCUGGAUACGUCUGCUGAUUUGCUGCACUUCAACUUUGUUGAUUUGCUGACCAAAUAUCUCACCUGUAGGCGAGGAUGUUGUUCAUGUCACUUAUCCAUGGUCAUAAUCUUAUAAUUGUAUAAUAAUCUGAUUGAUGGAUGUCAAUUUAUAUAUUUUUAUAGCAACAAAACUGAAUUUGCACCACCUAGUUUUAUCAAUUUUCGUAUUGUUCAUAAUACAUUAUAUAAUAAUUCUAACAAAGGACUUCUGAGGUGUUGUUUUUUUGUUUGUUGUUUUUUUUACCUCUGAAUUAGAUUAUGGAAGUGUUUAUUAACUUUACAGGUACUUCUGUUCCUUCAGUUGUCUGUGACUGUAUUAGAAAGGUACUUUUGUUGUUAGGGUAAAGUUUAAUAAACUAGAGGUAAAUCUAAUUCUAACUUGUAAAAACACACAACCUUAAAUAAGUCUGUGGUAUAGUAAUAGCAAUUUCAGUUAUUACUGUUAAAUAGAAUAUGAUACAUUUUCAUAUAAAUCACUUUUUACUGAUAAAUACUUGCAUUUAGCAUUAGUUAAUUCUGAUCUGCGUAAUCAUUUUUGUGCUUUGCACCUGCCACAGCAAACCAUUUCCAUAUUUUGCCUUUAUGAUCACUAGAACUUGAUGCUUAUGUGAAUGCAAAGUGAUGUUGUUUCUGCUUCUAUUUGCUUCAUGUCUCAAGGGCAACUCAAGAUUUACUGGAAGGCGGCCAUAUUUUAACCUUUAUAAAGGUGAAUCUCAACAAACUCAAAUAUAAUUAAAAUGUUAAAUGAUUUAAUUAUUCAAUUUUACAGGUAGAAUUAGUUUAUUGUAUACAUCUAUUCCACAGUUUUGAUUAAUUAGGACGAUUAUGGCUUUAAAAUCCAGAUUUAGUUAGACAAGUUACAAUUCAAAGCCAAUAAAAUAUAAACAUUUUUCAAA
Poecilia reticulata (guppy) is the source of this 4617-nucleotide messenger RNA. RefSeq lists its product as uncharacterized. The record is from RefSeq and is a predicted model, not a curated record. Gene Ontology annotation, cellular component: membrane. Lineage: Eukaryota; Metazoa; Chordata; Actinopteri; Cyprinodontiformes; Poeciliidae.